This is a messenger RNA of Schistosoma guineensis, 399 nucleotides long. NCBI's taxonomy places the organism in Eukaryota, Metazoa, Platyhelminthes, Trematoda, Strigeidida, Schistosomatidae. The record is from the annotation of a GenBank genome assembly.
AUGAAUAUCUUGCAUACUAUAGUAUGUGAUAUUGCUCCAGAUAUGCUCCGUUCUGUGCCGAUUCCAAAGUCUUUUAGAGACAUUUUCCGUCUAUCAUUAAAGGAUGUGCUAGCCCUCACUGUUUUCGGCUCAUUUAGUGGAGCCAUCGGCUAUGCUGUAUACACUACUGUAAUGCUUCAUCUUGGAAAACGGAGGAUCCUUAUCAAUAAUGAUAUUCGGAAACAUAUUACGAAAUGUGUUGACGUUGUAGAUAUUGAGUCCAUAACAGAUAAAAAGGUGUACUGCCGAUGCUGGAAAUCAUCUAAAUUUCCUUAUUGUGACGGUGCACAUAACAAACAUAACGAGGAAACUGGAGACAACGUUGGCCCGCUCAUAAUUGAGACCAAAAAGUCAUCGUAG